UCGCAGGGGGCGGGGUCGAUCGAUCCUCUCGGGCUGUGACGCGCUCGGCCAGAAGCCGCUCCACCUUGUGAAUUCUCGGAGCAGCGCUUUGGGAACAUGUUGGGUAGCGACCGCCUAGCGGGGGUGGUGGCCGACGGUGUGGCGGUGACUGUGACCUUCACCAACGCUCGCGACUGCUUCCUCCACCUGCCGCGGCGCCUCGUGGCCCAGCUGCACCUGCUGCAGAACCAAGCUAUAGAAGUCACCUGGGGUCUCCAGCCUGCAUUCUUGAGCUGGGUGGAAGGCAGGCUUUUUAAUGACCAAGGUGAAAAUGUGGCCGAAAUUAACAGACAAGUUGGUCAGAAACUUGGACUUUCAAGUGGGGGACAGGUAUUUCUCAAGCCAUGUUCCCAUGUGGUGUCUUGUCAUGAAGUUGAGGUGGAACCUCUCUCAGCAGAUGAUUGGGAAAUAUUGGAACUGCAUGCUGCUUCUCUUGAACAGCAUCUUCUAGAUCAAAUUCGAAUAGUUUUUCCAAAAGCCAUUUUCCCUGUUUGGGUUGAUCAACAAACUUACAUAUUUAUCCAGAUUGUUGCACUAAUGCCAGCUGUUAUGUAUGGAAGGCUGGAAGCUGAUACCAGGCUCCUUAUUCAGCCAAAGACACGCCAGGCCAAAGCAGAUGAUGCAUGUGGAAAAUUUCAUAGUUAUGGAAGAGACCCAAAAGAAACGAUAAAAGAAUUUCAAACCAAGCAACUGGAAUCAAAUACUGUGGCAGUCACUGGGUCUAAUGAGACAGACUCAGUUAACUUAUCAUCGAUACCAAGCUUAUGGACUAUGCUAGUAAGCAUUUUUUCUUUUGGAUCUGAGAAGAAACAAGAGACAUCCUGGGGUUCAACUGAAAUCAGCGCUUUCAAAAAUAUGCAGUCAGAGGUUGUUCCUUUGGACAAUAUUUUCAGAGUAUGCAAAUCACAGCCUCCCAGUAUACAUAACACACCAGCGUCUUCUGUGUUUCAUAAACACUGUGCUGUUCAUGUAUUUCCAUGGGACCAGGAAUAUUUUGAUGUGGAGCCCAGCUUUACUGUGACCUAUGGAAAGCUAGUUAAGCUACUUUCUCCAAAACAACAGCAAAGUCAAACAAAGCAGAAUGUCCUCUCUCCAGAAAAAGAGAAGCACAUAACAGAACCACUAGAUCAAAAACAGAUUAGCACAGAUCAUAGCCAAGAAAUUGAAAAGGCUUGUGUGCUAAAGGUAGUCUGGAAUGGACUUGAGGAAUUGAAGAAUGCUGUAACAUACACCAAAAAUCUAGAAGCUCUCCAUCUUGGGAAAGUUUGGAUUCCAGAUGACCUGAGAAAGAGACUAAAUAUAGAAAUGCAUGCAGUAGUCAAAAUAACUCCAGUGGAAAUUACUCCUAAAAUUCCAAGAUCUCUAAAAUUACAACCUAGAGAGAACCUACCUAAAGAUGUUUGUGAAGAAGACAUAAAAGCGACCUUCUGUUCGUGGCUACAGGAAUCUGCUACCACUGUGCUUCCUUUGUUAGUACCAGAAGAAGAAUUUAUUAAGUUGGAAAUUAAAGAUGAAUUGAAAGAGUUUUCUCUGAGUAUAGUUCAUUGUGAAAAAGAAAACCAAAAAGAAAAAAAUAUUUUUCUGUUGAGCACCAAUCUGCUGCAGAAGACCACUGUGCAAGUCCUUCUAGAUCCUAUGGUAAAAGAAGAAAACAGUGAGGAAAUUGACUUUAUUCUUCCUUUUUUAAAGCUGAACUCUUUGGGAGGCGUGAAUUCUGUAGGCAGAUCUUGCAUGGAGCACGUCACACAUAGCCUUCUAGGACGCCCUUUGUCUCGGCAGUUCAUGUCCCUUGUUGCAGGACUUAGGAAUGGAGCCCUUUUACUCACUGGAGGAAAGGGAAGUGGAAAGUCCACUUUAGCCAAAGCAGUCUGUAAAGAAGCCUGUGACACACUGGAUGCCCAUGUGGAAAUAGUUAACUGUAAAGCUUUGAAAGGAAAAAGGCCCGAACACAUCGAGAGAGCUCUGCAGGCAGCCCUCUCAGAGGCUGUGUGGAGGCAGCCCUCUGUGGUUCUGCUGGAUGACCUGGACCUUGUUGCUGGACUGCCCACCACCCCGGAACAGGAGCACAGCCCUGAGGCAGUGCAGACCCAGCGGCUCGCACAUGCUGUGAGUGCUAUGAUCAAAGAGUGCAUUUCCAUGGGAAGUCUGGUCGCACUAAUCGCUACAAGCCAGCCUCAGCAUUCUCUGCAUCCUUCACUUGUGUCUGCUCAGGGAACUCACAUGUUUCAGUGUGUCCAACACAUCCAGCCUCCUGAUCAGGAACAAAGAUAUGAAAUUUUGUAUCAUAUAAUAAAAAAUAAAUUGGGGUAUGAUAUAAGCAAGUUCCCUGAUCUUGACCUGAAGUGUGUAGCAAAAGAAACUGAAGGAUUUAUGGCUAGAGAUUUUACAGUGCUCGUGGAUCGAGCCAUUCAUUCCUGUCUCUCUCAUCAGCACAUAUCUGCUAGGGAAGAAUUCGUUUUCACAACAUUGGACUUCCAGAAGGCUCUCAAAGGAUUCCUUCCUGCAUCUCUGCGAAAUGUCAACCUGCACAAACCUAGAGAUCUCGGUUGGGAUAAAAUUGGUGGAUUGCAUGAAGUUCGGCAGAUACUCAUGGAUACAAUCCAGCUACCAGCCAAGUACCCAGAAUUGUUUGCAAACUUGCCCAUACGACAGAGAACAGGAAUAUUGUUGUAUGGUCCUCCUGGAACAGGAAAAACCUUGCUAGCUGGGGUAGUUGCUCGGGAGAGUGGAAUGAAUUUUAUUAGUGUCAAGGGGCCAGAGCUGCUCAGCAAAUACAUUGGAGCAAGUGAACAAGCUGUUCGAGAUAUUUUUAUUAGAGCCCAAGCUGCAAAGCCCUGCAUUCUUUUCUUUGAUGAAUUUGAGUCCCUUGCUCCUCGAAGAGGUCAUGACAACACCGGAGUCACAGACCGCGUAGUAAACCAGCUCCUGACUCAGUUGGAUGGUGUAGAAGACUUACAGGGUGUUUAUGUAUUGGCUGCUACUAGUCGCCCUGACUUGAUUGACCCUGCCCUUCUUAGGCCUGGUCGACUAGAUAAAUGUGUAUACUGUCCUCCUCCUGAUCAGGGGUCUCGUCUUGAGAUCUUAAACGUGCUCAGUGACUCUCUGCCUCUGGCAGAUGACGUGGACCUUCAGCAUGUGGCCGCCAUGACCGACUCCUUCACUGGAGCGGACCUGAAAGCGCUGCUGUACAACGCGCAGCUGGAGGCCUUGCACGCAAAGGUGCUCUCAAGCAGACUGCAGGACGGAAGUUCCAGCUCUGAUAGCGACCUAAGUCUGUCCUCAAUGGUCUUCCUUAACCACAGCAGUGGCUCUGACGACUCAGCUGGAGAUGGAGAAUGUGGCUUAGAUCAAUCUCUUGUUUCUCUAGAGAUGUCAGAGAUCCUUCCAGAUGAGUCAAGAUUUAAUAUGUACCGGCUCUAUUUUGGAAGCUCUUACGAAUCAGAACUUGGAAAUGGAACCUCUUCUGAUUUGAGCUCGCAGUGUCUCUCUGCACCCAGCUCCAUGACUCAAGAUUUGCCUGGACUUCCUGGGAAAGAUCAGCUGUUUUCCCAGCCUCCUGUGCUCAGGACCGCUUCCCAAGAAGGUUACCCUGAACUCACCCAAGAGCAGCGAGAUCAGCUGAGGGUGGAUGUCAGUGUCAUCAAAGGCAGAUACCAGAGCCAAAGUGGAGAGGAUGAAUCUCUUCACCAACCAGGACCAAUCAAAACUAGUCUGGCUAUUAGUCAGUCACAUUUAAUGACUGCCCUUGGUCACACGAGACCGUCCAUUAGUGAAGAUGACUGGAAGAAUUUUGCUGACCUGUAUGAAAGCUUUCAGAAUCCAAAGAAGAAGAAAAGUCUGAGUGGAACAAUGUUUCGACCUGGACAGAAAGUAACUUUAGCAUAAAAUAAACUUCUAAGGAUUUUUUUUUCUUUUUUAUUGGUGCCCCUAUGUUGUAAUAGUACAAAAAAAUGGUAUCUGGGCCGGGGAUUUAGCUCAGUGGUUCCGCCACCUGCCUCGCAAGCGCUAGGUCCCAAGUUUGAUCCCUGGUACCAAAAAAAAAAUGGUAUCUGUAACUUUCUUUUUAAUUUAACAAGUUUGAUUAAUCUAUAAAAUCACAGGUUGGUAAAUGGUGUAAUAUAUAAUGAUCAGGAUUACUUGAGAUUAAUGCUGUUGAAUAAAUUGUGAUAUUUAUAACA
Molecule: messenger RNA, 4217 nt
Organism: Heterocephalus glaber (naked mole-rat)
Lineage: Eukaryota; Metazoa; Chordata; Mammalia; Rodentia; Bathyergidae
Gene: Pex1
Product: peroxisomal biogenesis factor 1
Biological process (GO): protein import into peroxisome matrix
Cellular component (GO): peroxisome; cytosol; peroxisomal membrane
Molecular function (GO): ATP binding; ATP hydrolysis activity
Source: RefSeq, a predicted model, not a curated record